Molecule: messenger RNA, 513 nt
Organism: Geodia barretti
Lineage: Eukaryota; Metazoa; Porifera; Demospongiae; Tetractinellida; Geodiidae
Source: the annotation of a GenBank genome assembly
AUGGCCGAAAAGCGAGGUUCCAUCGCUGCGCAGCUGUCCGACUUGGCGCGCAACUCCAGUCUCUUCUCGACAGCCAAACGAGACUCGGCGAGUCGGAGCGUGUUGGCCUUCUCGCAGGAGCCCGGAGACCCCGGGUUUCGCCGCAAGCCGCGACCCAAGUACGAGAACACGUACCGGCUGGAGCCGGCGAGGAAAUUCGAGCCAGGGAAAGUGAAAGCGAUCAUUGAGGACGUUCUGGCGUCGCAGCUGAAAGAGAACGAGACGUACGACCACAAUGCAGAUCGCCAACUAGUCAAAUCCCUGGCGGAGAUUAUCAAAGGUCGCGUAAAGGAGCUCAACUACGAGCGCUACAAGAUCGUGUGCUCGGUGACCAUCGGGCAGCUGAAAGAGCAGGGGAUGCGGAUAGGGAGUCGCUGCUGCUGGGACGCUAAGUGGGACUCGUUCGCGGAGGGCAGCUUCAAGAACAAGAACAUAUUCGCAGUGGCUACAGUCUGGGGAGUCUACUAUGAGUAG